AACGGCUCUCAUAUUCCCAAUUUACUGGUUGAGUUGAAGUUCAUCAUUUCUUGUACCUGUCAUCAUGUUUGCAGAUGCACAACAUGUGCAGUAUAUCCUGCUAGCAGAGUUCGACAUUGACAAGGGAGCAUCUCUAAAUCACCAAUACCCCUCAGAAACUGGAACAAAUGAACAAAUACUUUCAGAACUUAUGUUACCAGAUGGUGCCCAUAUGCGCUCUGAAGAUUGGACAGUUUUCUUUCUUAACCAAACAAUUGAGGAAACCGAGAAAUCAAAUCAACGCAAGCUUGAUGAUGAUGUUGAAGAGAAGCCAUUGUUAUACGUGCUAAACCUUGUGCGCACUAAACAUGACAUUAAUGCAAGAAGAGGCGCUACCGUUCGGGCAAUGGCAAUUUGUACUAGACACCAGUACCUGCAUAUCUACAAGCCCGUCCUACUACUGGCUAUGGAAAAUUAUUUCUCUGCUCCAUCCAUCGCCAUUCUCGAAUCGCUUUACAAAGCCGUCAACUCUAUGGACUUAUCUCAGAUGCCUCACUUCACAUUUCACGAAAGGCAGAUAUUGAGAGCUGCUGAAAGCAAAAACAUGUUUGAAGAGAAGUUCGAGGCGAUGGAAGCACAACAGUCAAAUGGCGCAACUGACUCUGCAAGUUUAGCAAAAUUAGCGGACAUGGGCAUAUCAGCCGCAUAUAAUGGAUCAAACAUGCAAUUAGCCACAUCUAAUGGCAAUAACAUUGCAAAUGAUCGAAUGCGCCGAGGAACUUACAUUGAUUUGACUUCAGGGCAACGACGCGAAGUCCUUCCCACCAUUAGCAAGGAUCGUCAUUUUUUCGAAACCAAAGUUAUUUAUGAUGGCAUCAAGCUUCCUAUCCGUGUCCCCUUAACACUUAAUACCGAGGAAGUAGGCGAUUUUUCCUUGAUACAACUUAUCAGCACAUUCUCACCACCGACUAUCACUUCAUCCACACAUGCAUAUCACCCACACCUCGACUCUAAUGGUGCAACCACACACCCUAUUAUCAUCCUCUUGAACGCACUUAUCACACAAAAAAGAAUCAUAUUUCUGGGCCAUGGUCACCCUUCUGGUGAGGUUGCAAAUUAUGUUCUGGCAGCAUGUGCCAUGGGAAGUGGAUGUGGAACUACGUUGCGUGGCUUCACUGAACGGGCUUUCCCUUACGCCAAUCUUACUUCCGUGGAUGAUCUCUCCAAGUGCCCUGGCUUUAUCGCUGGUGUCACAAACCCAACAUUUGAAGACCAUCCAAGUUGGUGGGACGUGAUGUGUAAUAUUAGUACGGGCAAAAUCACUGUGAGCAAAGAAAUCCAACCGGCAAACUCGUCAUCAUCUACAUUCCCUGAUGCUAUCGAGGACAUUGCUAUGGGUUCCUUAUCCAUUGGUAGAUCAUCAACUACGUCUCUGGCUAUGAGUCGCAACUUUGGUUACGAAAUGAGUGAUACCAAUUCAGAUAACGAGUUUAUGAGCGAGGUUUUGGCAGCUAUCCAAGCACAUUACGGAGAGGCAUCCAUUAGAGCCAAAUUUGAAGACUAUAUGCAGCGAUUCGUUCGAUUGGCUGCGCUCUACGAGGAGGAAACGUACCAUUCCACUAAAAUAGGAACCAUGGGAAGCAAGAUUCCUGAUCCAUUGGGUAUACAUGGCCAAAGUUUGGUAUUUACCGAUGAGACAGCUCGACAGCGUGAACUAGCAUACAAUACAAAUCGAAUCGAAGGAUGGCGUCAGACGAUAUCUUAUCGCUAUUAUCAAAGGGAUUUUGCUACCCUUGGAAGCAAAAGUGUUAUCAAGAACAUGGAUGUCUACCGUCACAUAUCUAGACUUAAAAUGUUAAAACACUUACCAGAAGAACAAGUCAUUGCUCUCUUUAAGCUUUUCCUGGAUGUCAUCAAGACCGAUGAUCAGAUCACGGAGCUUUUAUCGUACUUACCUCAGAAUCAAGGCGGUCUUUUACCGCUGGGAUUCGGUCUCUUCCAUCCUUCAGCGCAAGUACGAAAUUACACUGUAGAGUUCUUUAACCGCCUUGAUCAUCAUCCAGUUGGACGAAAGUUUAUACAAUCAUUGAACCGUUUUCAAAAGCUGGCUUAUGAACGGCUCAAUCAGACUUCACCUAGCAACGAGCAAUCGAAUCGUCCCAAUACGCUAAUGGAUCGCCAGAACAGUUUUGGCAGAUCACCUACACCUACCGAUCACCUAGUUGUAGGUUAACGCGAUUGCAAUCCUUUAAACUUAUAAUUGUAUAAUUAUAGUAUUUUUUUAUAAAACCAAAUAAACCCGUGAAAGUCGAAAGUCAAAAAAUCAAUUAAU
Molecule: messenger RNA, 2311 nt
Organism: Umbelopsis ramanniana AG
Lineage: Eukaryota; Fungi; Mucoromycota; Umbelopsidomycetes; Umbelopsidales; Umbelopsidaceae
Exons: 10
Coding region: 65-2212 (715 amino acids)
Biological process (GO): actin cortical patch localization
Cellular component (GO): plasma membrane
Source: RefSeq, a predicted model, not a curated record